Molecule: messenger RNA, 7346 nt
Organism: Lepidothrix coronata (blue-crowned manakin)
Lineage: Eukaryota; Metazoa; Chordata; Aves; Passeriformes; Pipridae
Gene: DHRS3
Product: dehydrogenase/reductase 3
Exons: 7
Coding region: 265-1179 (304 amino acids)
Cellular component (GO): lipid droplet
Molecular function (GO): oxidoreductase activity, acting on the CH-OH group of donors, NAD or NADP as acceptor
Source: RefSeq, a predicted model, not a curated record
CCCAGAGGACACCGACCAAGAAACAGGGGAGUGACUUGGUCUUCUGCACUACUUUACUCCUACCCCUUUUUUUUUUUUUUUUUUUUUUUGUUCUUAGGGGAAGAGAAGGAUUUUUGCAGCCCAAGAACCUCUUGCCCCCAAGUUUUGGAAGGGGGGGUUGAAGACUUGUCACCCAUCUGGGGGUGCACGAAGGGUACUGCUUUUCUUUCUGUGUCAACUUGGUUUUGUGGAGGUUUGGAAGAGAAUUUUGCCUGGGAGAAGAGGAUGAUGUGGAAGUGGCUGGGCGCCCUGCUGCUCUUCCCGGUGCAGAUGGUGUACCUGGUGGUGAAAGCUGCCGUGUGCCUGGUGCUGCCGCCCAAGCUCCGGGACCUGUCCCAGGAGAACGUGCUGGUCACCGGCGGGGGCCGCGGCAUCGGUCGCCACCUGGCCCGGGAGUUCGCCAGGAGAGGAGCCAGGAAGAUCAUCCUGUGGGGUCGGACUGAGAAGUGCCUGAAGGAGACCACGGAGGAGAUCAGGCUGAUGGGCACAGAGUGCCACUAUUUCAUCUGCGACGUGGGGAACAGGGAGGAGGUCUAUCGGCAGGCCAAGGCCGUCAGGGAGAAGGUGGGUGACAUCACCAUCCUGGUGAACAAUGCUGCUGUGGUCCAUGGGAAGAGCCUGAUGGACAGUGAUGAUGAUGCACUGCUCAAAUCCCAGCACAUCAACACCCUGGGACAGUUCUGGACCACCAAGGCAUUCCUGCCAAGGAUGCUGGAGCUGCAGAAUGGACACAUUGUCUGCCUGAACUCUGUCCUGGCCUUGUCAGCCAUCCCUGGUGCCAUUGACUAUUGCACCUCCAAAGCCUCCUCCUUUGCCUUUAUGGAGAGCCUGACCCUGGGGCUGCUGGACUGUCCUGGAGUGAAUGCCACAACAGUGCUGCCCUUCCACACCAGCACAGAGAUGUUCCAGGGCAUGAGAAUCAGGUUCCCCAGCCUUUUUCCUCCCCUCAAGCCCGAGACAGUGGCGAGGAGGACGGUAGAAGCUGUUCAGACAAACCAAGCCUUCCUGCUCCUUCCAUGGACAAUGCAUGUUCUUGUCAUCCUAAAAAGGCCUCCUCACAGCGGGACACUGAGGCCUGUUGGGUCUGUGUGCUCUCACCAGCUGAUGUUUGAGAAUCAUUCUCCCCCAGGCAGCACUUGAAGAAAUCCACAAGUUUUCCGGGAGCUACACCUGCAUGAACACUUUUAAAGGAAGAACAUAGAGCUGAUGGCACAGGGACUGUUCCUCAGAGAGCCCCACAGGAGCACGAAACCCCUGACAGGACUGGCAAUCAGCAGCCUUGGCUUUUAGCCUGUUCAUGUGACUUGUGCUGCUCUGAGGCAACGCAUUUCUUGCAGGUCAUAUCCAUAGUAACGUGACCUUUGCACAGGAUUGAGGGACUGGACUGCGGACCCUUGGAAAGGAAAAAAAAACGAAACGCGCGAAAUGUUUCUGUGAUGUUUAAUUCUUUAGAGUUCAAUUGUUAAAUCUACUCAUAGUUUUAAGAUGUAAUUUUUGUUUCUGAAGUGUCUGUGGGCUGUCCCAGUGGAGAGGCAGCACUUCCCAUCCCAAACACACUUUGUCCCCUCUCUUCAGAGGAAGUGCCGCUGGUUUCAUUUCUGCUUUUCGAAAGGGGAACUGAAAAAGUGCUUUGAGGAACUAAAAGUUAUGGACAUUUAAUGGAAGUUUCUCUCCCUUCCUUUGCUUUCCAUCCCUUCCUUCACUUUCCAUUCCAUGAUGAAGCUGUUCCCAGCAUACACUGGGGAAGGAGCAAACCUUGGAGCAGUGUUUUCUUUGCUAAAGGCCACCCAGGACUUCUGUCUGGAGGGACUGAGCUGGGCCCAAAAAAAGCUGUUGUACUUCACCUGUGGAGGCUGGACAGGAAGGCUCAGGCAGCAGAGCAGUUCAAAUAGUGGAAGAUUCUUUCUGUCACUGAACUCAUACAUGAAAUUUGUCGUUCUGAAUUUUUUUGUUCAUUUGUGAUCGACUAUAAAUACAUUUUUAGCAUUAAUCUCAGGUUGCCACACAUGUAGGCAGCAGCACAUGGGGAUGAACUAAAUCUAGAACUAAAACUAGAGCCUUCUUGUACAAACACACAUUCACUGACAUAAUCCAUGCAGAGGAAAAUCCAUUGUAUCAGUCUGCACAGUGAGGUGGAAUAAUGCUCUAAAAAUAGAAGAGACUGUACUGUAGAGCUCAUGAAAGUGAAGUUUGGAAGCACAGUUAGCAAAGACCUGAUUAAAUGCACGUUGAAUUCAACUGGGAAUUUACCCAUUGUGUUUUAGGGGCAUUGAAUCAGGCACUGAUCAGCCAAAAGUGAUAAAUAUGCUUGGACUGAGAUGCCAGAGCAGCCAGACACUAUUUAUUUUUGUAAUGAUAUAUUCUCUGUGACAGCCUCGGAAGGGCAACAUUCCUGUGCCAGAUGCAGCACCAGGCAUAGGAACCUGGUGAGAACAUACUGGAACACUGCUAACAGAGGAAUUAAUGGAAUUGCAGGGCAGGAAAAUAGCAAGCCUAACUGGAGACACCUGAAUGAAGCGCCUCAAGGAAGGACAUGUGAUUAAAGGAGUGAAUUUAGGGCUCCUGACUCGAAUUUCGAGCUUUUCCAUAGAUGUCCUGUGUGACCUGAGGCAAAAUGCAUCAUCUGAAGGAGCACCCUGACCUGCAAAGCAGAUAUUUCUAGUGUUUCCCUACCUCAAAAGUUGAAAGUUUAGCUACCUAAAUGUCUGUCAAAAGCUCAGCAAAUUCAAAUGCAACAUGCUACAGAAAGGAAAAGCAGUAUUUGUUCACGAACCAAGAGGUUCUAUACGAAAAUUUAGACAAGGAAAAAAACCAUAUGCCAAAAUAUAUCAUUUCCUAAAAGAGAUCUGAGUUACAGCAGAAAAGCUGUGAGCUGUAUUUGAAAUAUUCCUUUGGUCCUGCCAUGUAGAAUGGAGACUGCUGAGGUGCCAAGGUGGGAAUGUUGAAAUCAGAAGGUCUGAACUCGCUGCAGACCAGCAGAUUUCUCUCUUCUGGAGCAGUUCUAGAGGAAGAUGCUGCCAGAAGUGCCACUGGUGCAGGUCCCUCUGCCUGGGUCAGUGCAGAGCUGUAGCACUGUGCCAGCUCUGAACAGGUUUCUUACAUUGCAGUUUUCUUUGGAAUUCCUGGAUGUCUGAGGCUCUCUGGAGAGGAUGAAAAGAAACUCUGUGGUUUUGAGGCCCACCUCAAUAGUUGCUUUCAGCUUUAUUUUUGUGAGUUUUUUGAGAAGGAACUCAGUUCAUUGAAAACACAAGUGCCAUGAGGGGAGAACCCUUCUGGGAUCUGAAGGUACCAGAUUUAUCCAGAGAGGCUUGGGAGGGGAGGGGAUGAUGAUUCCAACCUCCCCUGGUGCACUCUGAUCCUUUCCAGUUCCUCAGUAAUCCCGGGGGUCAGGCGUUCCAGGCUUGUGGCUGUAAGAGCAAAUAGCCCUGGUGAAAGAGCAGUGCCCCCCUGAAAUGAAACCUCUCUGCUGAGAUUCUGCUCACUGGUAAAUUCCUAAUGCGAAAGUGAGGUAAAAACACACAUUGGAAUCCCCGUUCACCCCCGAAUCCUGUCCCGUGGAUGGGUCUGCUCUUUCCCUGCACCACACAAAAGAUGUUCCCAAUCUUCGGGGUCUGUCUGACACACUCAGUGCUGUUGAUUUCUUUCUAAUGAACAUAAACAAGUCAGAAGGGAGCUGAGACUCAUCAUCUCGCUCCUCUCAUCCCCACACACACAAACUUCCCUCUCUCUCUCCCCUCAGGGUCCCGGAGCGGCCAGCGGGUCAAAUAGCAGUCACAGUGGGGGGAGAGGUAUGCAGCAAACAGGGAAUAAUGAGGAAAACAUUGACUUUGCUUUUCAGAUAGCCAGGAAGAGCUGGGGAAGUUCGUGCCUUCCCUUGGGAGCGUUGCGAGGUAGGAAGCUCUCGCUGGCAAACAGGGAUGGAUGCACUGGAAGAGGUUUUUUUUAAUAGAAAGGCUCCUCUGGAAUGCCUGCUGGGCUCUGCUGUCCCUUCCACAUAAGGUUAGUGUUGGGUAAUCCCGAAGUGCUGCAAAUGUGGACAAGCUUUGUUGGAGCCUAAGGCCUUCUCAAAGGAAUUUCCGCCCUUUGACUUAUUUUAAUUUUGGUUUUCCCCUCUCCCUGCACUGCCUCCUGCUCUCCACAGUUAUUUUCUUCCCUUCUGUUUUCCUGUGUCAUUGCUGCACUUUUCCAUGCCACCAUCUUGAGGCCAGAUGUCAUCCAAGAGUCUGGAGUAAAUCGGGAUCGGGGUGCACGUUUAUUAUCUGGGUGAAGCUGUAGGAGAAGGUCACAGCAGUUUCAUAGGAAAUUAGUUUGACUUGCUCCAAACUACGAAGAAAUAAAAGGGUCCUUCCUAUCGCCUUUGUACAGCAGAUUGCUGCUGGUUUAAUAUUUGAAUGCUAGAGAAAUGUGAGCUGUUUUGGGACAUGCUCCCCUGACAUAAAAAGGCCCUAUUUAAAUGGGAGGAUUUUUCAGUUCCAGGUGGUUUCAGAGGGUGGUGUUUAUACAAAGUAAUUUUCAGAAUUAGCAAGGCAGGGCAGGGAGAGGAGGAGUCCUUUGUGAGGGAAUCCGAUCCCUCAUGUUCAAUAUUUCAUGUGGUGGUUUUUGAUGAGAAAAAAAAUGCAGCCUCAUGCACCACUGGUGAACUUUAAAAAGGUCCUUCCAGCCAUAUUCCUGCUGAUGGCAUGUUUUUAGCAGGAUGAGAAAAAGGAGCGAGCCCUGAAAGUGGGAACUUCACCCUACCCACUCAUCCAUUGUUCUGUCGAGGUUAAAAAGCAACAGAGUCCAUCCCUCUAGUUCUUCUAGAACUGCACAGAAAGUGCCUGGGCAAGUGAUUCUGAUGUUUGCAAAGAGAAACUUGUUGUACUUUUAUGUAAUGUGUUAAUUAGUGUGGGUGGGUAUGAUCAGAUCUAGUCUUGCAAGCCUUUCCGACAACUCCCUGAACACUCCCACCUUCAGAUAUUAACAGAUAGCACUGCACUUGCCAAGGCUCAUAAAAACCCAGUAACAGACUUAAUGCAGGCAGAGCAGAAGUGGGUGCAUUUAUUUCAAAGAGAACACAUGUGCCUGUAGCAGACAUUAACGUGGCCUGGUGCUUUCCUCGAGCUGAAAUGCAACUGUUGAGGGAAGAGCACAGGGUGACCUUGGAUCAGCUCCUUUGGUUUUAUUUCUUCACGUGGCUUUAAUAAACUUAAUCUGGGCAACAGCCACUUUUUUGACAGCACUUGUUCCUAAGUUUGGGGUAAGGCAAGAUCCUGUCAAAUGCAGUCUUUUGCAUUUUUGGCCAAACAACCACCAGCCCUGAGGAACAGAAUAUUCUGCACUGUUUGUAGCUCUCACCUCCCCGGCACUGAGAUCCUCCAGCCUGGUGUGUUUGGAGACUGAGCAAACCUGUCAGUCACCAGCAGCAGUUCCACUCUCUAGGGAACAGGAUCCUCUUUGUCCAAGUGCCUUUCUGAAGGAGAUGUUGUGAGUAGUGGCAGCCACAGAUUCAGUAACAUGAGGAAAAACAGAACUUCACCUUCUCCCUUGCUGCUCAUUGUCUUUUAUCCAGUGUUUCCUGUGGGAAGCUGGCAGUUCAGACACUUCUUGCCCCCCUUCCCACCCUUUAUUCUACUGAAGUCACCUCAGCACCUUUCUUCAGUCCCUUCAGGGAGCUGUCAGCUUCAACACAAACAACCCUGUCUGUCAGCUCGAGGAGUCAGAUCAGCAGGGAACGUGUGAGAUGAGACCAGAGUCUGUUCUGGUGGAGCUGCCCCAGCCUGCAGACCAUGGAUGGGAGACACAGGACACAACCUGAAUGUCCCCUGUACCAUGGAAGGCAGCGAGUUCCCCCUGUUCCUGUCAGCUUUCCUUUAAACAUAACACCCUCUCUUGUUCUUGGAACAGAAACACAAACAGACCCAGCCUGCCUGGACUGGAUACAGCUGAAAAUCACAGACCUCUGAGGAGACAAUUUACAUCUUCACACCUUCCCAAAGAGUCCAAAAUUACUAGUUCUUAGGCUCACCUUUGCUCUGGGCAGUGUGACAUAUUAAUGCAGAAAAACAAUCAAGGCAAAUACAUGUGCUGAUUUUUUAAGCGUAAAUCUAGAAAGGAACAAUUCCUCCUUAAAUGAGGGAAGAAAGCACUCUAACUGGAGCUGGGGAGUGAUGAAGAGUAAGUAUAUGAGAAAACAAAACAGAGGAUAGAUGCAAUCUCAGGGGGAGUGAGAUGGCCCUAAACAGGGAGACGCCACCUUACAUUCCUGAAGUUACAUAAUAAUAGGGGCGUGUGAUUUCCAUCCAACUGCAGGGCCUAUAAAAGAAGUGUGUUGUUACUGCUGCUCAUUCCAAGGGGUCACCAUGCCCUAAAAAGCAGACCAUUCCCUUUGUGCCUUGCUGGCUCAGAACACCCCAAUACACUGGUUCCUGGUGGCUGUCUCUUGGGUUUUUUUUGAGGGAGGGAAAGCAGCCCAAACAUGUAAAAACAAGGAAGGGUCACUUUGACUCACCACUCACUUUUUCCUAACCAGCUGCAAGGGCCAUCCAUCAUGCCCUGAUUUUACAAGGACAUGUAGUUCUCUGGCUUGUGUUAAUAAUUGUCCUGACCUGGUGCUACUAGGUAGAAAUGGUUCUGUUUUCUAUUUUUUUUCUUAAUCAGAAGCAUUUUUAAGAUUUGAUUUUUAUUUUUCUGAGUGAGUUGCCUGUGUAUUUUACAGGCUUUUCAUAGACAGGCAUCCUAGACAUUAAGUUUCCCUGCCUGUGAUAAUCAAAUUACAAUGAAAAGAAUACUUUGGGGUGUAGCCACCAGCUGCCCUCCUGCCUUGGGCAUCAUUCUUGAUCUCAUCAGUGUUCCCAGAUACUGGGCUGGCACAUGGCAGUGUUAACAUCAGCUGUAAGAUAAGGAGGCAAUUCCUUGCUAUCUUUCCCAGGAAAGUCACCUGUUAGUGCCUUUAUGCAGAGAGACUAGUGAAAUAAGUGCAGGGUGAUACAGUUUUGGGGAUAUUUUGGCUAUAUGCAAAAUGCUGUCAUAUGGAACAAGGGUUUAUAAUGAAAAGGGCUCAUCUCAGAAGAAUGUUAUCUGGAGAUGGAAAUGGCCCCUAUGGAAAGCAAGUGAUAUCUGAACACAGAGUUCCUGUUCCCAGAGCCUGCUGGGAAUGCUGAUUCCCUGCAGACAGGGCACAGGGGAGUCAGUUCACUCCCUGCAACUCUGCCUAUUCCAGGGAGCAGCAGAGGUGACAAGCUCAUUGUCUCUGCUCUCUGUCUCUGCUCUCUCAAUUGUUAAAUGUAGGAAAAGAGGUGCUUCUCAAAAAAAAAAAAAACAAAACCAAA